AUGGCUAAUAAAGGAACUAUUCAGGACCUUGAUGAGUGGCUCCUUAAGCUGGACAAUCUGCAACGGGCUCUAAAGUCUUGUUCUUCGAGUCAACCAAGACGUCUUCAAUCCCCACUAGUUCUUCCUAGAGAACAAUCAGUUGACGGAAUGCUUUUCCAACCAGUAAGAAGUGAUAGACCCCUUCCAGCAAUUCACUAUCAUCAGCCUCAAACCCCACCCACAGUCUCUCCUCAACGAAGAUGCCCCCAACCACCCGUAAGGAAGGUUUUUCCAAGUGCCACUGAUCCACCUCAAAGGAAGUUUGGACCCUCCGUAUCUCCUGUGCAUCAUUACUUUCCUGGAGAACAAUUUCCAAUGCCAAAUAGGCAUUCAAAUGGAAAUAUUGAUUUUGAACAGAACGGAAAUAAUACCCAGUUGCAACAAAAUCAGCAAAAUUUGCAGCAACAGCCGAAACCCAAAUCUGUUCGAUGGUCAUCAGAGCCUAUGCUGAGUCCUGUGGAUAUGCCCGACAUCCCACCCCCUCCGGCAUUCACAAAUGGUUGUCAAGAGUCGGAACCAAACGACACAAUUCUGGUUCAACAGGAAAUACCAUCUCCUACUAUGCAACACUCACCAUUACCACUGUGCCGUAACGGAUCACCAGCUACGGAUCGCAGUUCACUCCAAUCACAGGAUACCUACAACACUCUCACAAGAGGUCGAUCUCCCCAACCAAGUUAUUGGGUGGGUAAUCUUCACUUCUGGAAGAGUUUGCAAAACAGAGAAGGCGUGGACUCGUUGAACUCUCGAACUCAAAAGGAUAGUGAACAAGAUAAGAAGGUCGUUCUCCGAGUUCACCAACCGGAUCGGACCACCAAGGCAGUGUAUGUCCAAUCACAAACAGAUGCCGGUGAGGUGGUGCUGAUGCUUGCGGCCAAAAACUUCCUUCCCCUCAGCACAAAAAUGGCACUUGUCGAAAAGGUGCCCUCAAUGAAGUUGGGUAAGAUACAGCUUCUAGAAGCCCUGCCCUCGUCUUUCACUUCAUCUCCACUUAACAGUUGUCUAAAUUGA
Rodentolepis nana is the source of this 1050-nucleotide messenger RNA. The record is from the annotation of a GenBank genome assembly. Lineage: Eukaryota; Metazoa; Platyhelminthes; Cestoda; Cyclophyllidea; Hymenolepididae.